Impatiens glandulifera is the source of this 683-nucleotide messenger RNA. RefSeq names its product agamous-like MADS-box protein AGL62. NCBI's taxonomy places the organism in Eukaryota, Viridiplantae, Streptophyta, Magnoliopsida, Ericales, Balsaminaceae. Gene Ontology annotation, molecular function: RNA polymerase II cis-regulatory region sequence-specific DNA binding; DNA-binding transcription factor activity, RNA polymerase II-specific; protein dimerization activity. The record is from RefSeq and is a predicted model, not a curated record. The transcript has a single exon. Bases 48 to 683 code for a protein of 211 amino acids. Gene Ontology annotation, biological process: regulation of transcription by RNA polymerase II.
CCCUUUGCUUAUUCUAUCACUAACGAGUGUUGAAUCUUUCACUAGCCAUGACGAAGAGGACUAGUAAAGGGCGUCAAAAGAUUACCAUGGCCAAAAUGCAGAACGAGAGCAACCUUCAAGUAACCUUCUCCAAGAGAAGAAUCGGGUUAUUCAAGAAAUCAAGUGAACUUACCACACUCUGUGGGGCUGAGAUGUUGCUCAUUGUCUUCUCUCCGGCUGAGAAGGUGUUCUCUUUUGGUCACCCCAAUGUGGAUGAGAUAGCUAAUAGGUUCUUAAAUAUUCAUGACUCCUCAUCUUCAACGAAGCUUUCCAAUGAAACACAAGUCACACAACUGAAAGUGGCUCAACCGGUGUCUCAUAUCAGCGAACUGAAUGCUCGAAUCAUGGAGGUUCAAGAGUUGCUGAAGAUUGAGAAGCAACGUGGAGAAGUGGUGGCUCAAGCCUUGAAAGCAGGGAGAGAACAAAAUUGGUGGCAGAGAUCAAUUGAAGAGAUGAAUUAUCAACAACUCGAACUUUUCAAAGGAUCUUUGACGAAUGUGAAGAACAUUGUGGAUCAAAAGAUGUAUGAGGCUUCCAAAUCGUUGCAUUUGGGUGCGACUACUAGCUUAAACAAUGGUGGUGAAAGUAGUUCAAAUGGGAGCAAUGCUAGUGCUAAGGCCACAGGUUUCAAUUUCAAGCUAUAA